AUGCAUCGGCUACGAGAAGCCGGUCGAUGCUCAAGUGCAGCCCCUUCCGAAACCUCUGGAUCGACGUCACCCGAACGUGCCGCCGAUGAUGACACCGAUUUCUUCAUGGCCCAGGCCAACGACUCGCAAUCCUCCAUUGGUGUGGCCAAUUUCCGCGAUUCUCGACUGUCAAGUGAACUAUCCGAGCCACUGCCGCCGAUCGGCCGCCUCCCACCCGAGAUUCUGAUCGCGAUCUUCUCGAAAUUGGUUGCGCCCUCAGAUAUGCUGAAUUCCAUGCUGGUGUGUCGAGGAUGGGCUGCGAACUCCGUAGGGAUACUGUGGCAUCGGCCGAGUUGCAACACCUGGGCCAACGUGAGAAGCGUGACUACAUCGUUGGGGAAACCGGACAGUCUUUUCAACUACGCAGACCUUAUCAAGAGAUUGAAUCUAUCUGCUCUGUCAGAUGAUGUCAGCGAUGGAACCAUUCUCUCUUUCAACCAGUGCAAGCGGAUUGAGCGGUUGACGUUGACAAGCUGCAAGAACUUGACGGAUAAGGGCGUGUCGGACUUGGUGGAGGGGAACCGGCAUUUGCAGGCGCUGGAUGUUUCAGAAUUGCGACACCUUACAGACCACACCCUCGCUACGGUGUCUAGAGACUGUCCUCGUCUGCAAGGCCUUAACAUCACAGGAUGUUCAAAAGUCACCGACGACGCUUUGCUCAUUGUAUCACAGAAGUGCCGUCAAAUCAAAAGGUUGAAACUCAAUGGAGUUUCUAAUGUCUCAGACCGGGCAAUUCAGUCCUUUGCCGAGAACUGCCCAUCUAUACUGGAAAUCGACUUGCAUGACUGCAAACUUGUCACUAGCAUAUCAGUGACUCCGUUGCUCACGACACUGCGGCAUCUCCGAGAACUGAGGCUUGCGCACUGUACUGAAGUUGACGACAAUGCGUUCCUGUCGUUACCUCCUCAAAUGACAUUUGACAGCCUUCGUAUCCUGGAUCUCACCGCAUGCGAGAACGUCAGGGACGACUCGGUGGAGCGAAUCGUGCGUGCAGCUCCUCGUUUGCGGAAUCUGGUUGGGAAAGAAUCUCCACUAUGUGCACCUGGGGCACUGUUCGAACAUUUCGGACUCGGCCGUGAUAAACCUGGUCAAGUCCUGCAACCGCAUUCGCAAUUGGCAACCUUGCCGAAGCUUCGAAGAAUCGGGCUCGUCAAAUGUCAGGCUAUCACCGACCAGAGUAUAUUAGCUUUGGCACGGCCCAAAAUGGGCCAUCAUCCUUCCGUCAGCAGUCUAGAGCGUGUGCACCUGAGCUAUUGCGUUCAGUUGAGAAUGAAGGGCAUUCAUGCUUUGCUAAAUAGCUGCCCACGCCUGACUCAUUUGAGUUUGACUGGCGUACAAGAGUUCCUGCGAGAAAACCUCACUGCAUUCUGCCGAGAAGCGCCCCCAGAGUUCACGCAACAACAACGGGACGUCUUCUGUGUGUUCAGCGGUGAUGGUGUCAAUCGACUUCGGGACCACUUGAACCGAAGUGAACCACAAUUCCAUGAAGAAGCCGAAGCUACGAUGUACGAUGACGACGAAGAACUGGACGAAGAUGAAGGCCAGAUGGCUGGGCUGAUGAACGCAACUGUCAUCAACGACGGAGACGAUGAUUAUAUCGACGUUGGGCCUUUGAAUACUUGA
Messenger RNA from Penicillium expansum, 1662 nucleotides. RefSeq names its product putative ubiquitin ligase complex F-box protein GRR1. Gene Ontology annotation, cellular component: SCF ubiquitin ligase complex. The transcript is spliced from 5 exons. Lineage: Eukaryota; Fungi; Ascomycota; Eurotiomycetes; Eurotiales; Aspergillaceae. Gene Ontology annotation, molecular function: protein binding. Gene Ontology annotation, biological process: SCF-dependent proteasomal ubiquitin-dependent protein catabolic process. The record is from RefSeq and is a predicted model, not a curated record. Bases 1 to 1662 code for a protein of 553 amino acids.